UCUUCCUAUUUUUACUUUGGUUGGUGUUAUGACAAGAUGCACAGAGGAAGAGCAUGAUUGCAUGGAAGGUUGUGCGACUGUGGUGAUUGAUUCAAGUGGAGAGGAACAAAGAUUAUGCAAAAACACUUCACAUUGCUCGAGUUUUAUGGCUCCAUUAUCGUUUCCUUUUCUCCUGUUCACAAACGCAACAUCUUGGUGUGCACUUGGCAUUUUGGUGGCUAGUACUGUUUAUGUUGUCUUUUUUAAAGUGAUUAUUACGCCAAAACCAUCAAUUGAUCGUGCAAAGCCACUUCCUGGCAUCGAAGUUACGUCAACGGAUGGAUAUAAAGAGAGAAUCUCAGGACAGAAUUCUCUUGCGUUUGAACAUACUUUAAAAUAUGAGGAAAGUGAAAAUACUACGUGGGCUGAAUCUUCAUUAGUUUCCAGACAACAAUUUGGGUUUAACAACGAUUUCAUUUCAAAAUUCUCUCUUGCUGUCACCAUCCUCCAGUUUACAUUUUGGUCUGCACUCACUACGUUCACGCUUCGAGCAUUUUUUACACAAAAACAAUUUUUGCCAUACCUCUACGUGCAGAUUUACUCCAAUAUUUUUACACUUCCAAGUCUUGCUAAUCCUUGGAUAUGCUUCUUCACAAUGACCAAAUUGAAAGAUGCAGUCAUAGCAACUUAUUUUAGACACAGAUGCCGAUUCAGGAAGCGACGCGUCACCAGUGGCAAUUCAAAUCAAUUCAUCCAACACAUAACGUGAAUGUAGUUAUAAUGAGCACUCUUUGUUUUGAUAUCGUCUUUUUGCAUUAUUUUAGUAUUUUAUAAUACUCAAUCAAUGAAUUUAUUGAAAAAUAGUUGUCGGUGAUGAUUUUGAGUUUAGCACUAGCAUUAGCACACACAAUAAUUAUGAUCCCAACCGACUUAAUUUGUAGUACGGAGCUAUAAUCGGACUUUAAAUUGUCAUUUUUUUCACAGAGAAACAUUUAUUGUAAACAUUUAAUGAGAGAUUACAGGGAGCUUCAAUUAUUCGAUUGGGACUUUCUUUUAUCACAAACAAAACAAUUGUUUCGCACCAGUUGUGUUAAAAACACAAAUUUUAGUCACACAAUUCACUUCCUAGUUUGCUCUUGGUAAACCUAUACACAUUGAGGAAGUAGUAGGAAAACCCAAAACUCAAGCAUUCCUGGUCUUAUAGCAGUUUCUAAUCAGACAGCGUCCUUUACAUUUAAACCUGUUGCCCCUACGCUAAUUAAGUAAUUGCUGUUUCUUUAUACAAAUUUUGAAUCCGAAGUUCAUGAAAAAACCGACGAGUGGUCAGUACGACUCA
This is a messenger RNA of Styela clava, 1315 nucleotides long. NCBI's taxonomy places the organism in Eukaryota, Metazoa, Chordata, Ascidiacea, Stolidobranchia, Styelidae. The record is from RefSeq and is a predicted model, not a curated record.